GUCUAUGGCUUUUCCUUGAUUGUGUGGCCUCAGCUUCGUUCCCAAUUCCCGGCCUCCUCCAUUUCUUUACUCUUUGAGCUGCACUAGGGGACAAAACAAGAAUGAUUUCCAAAUUGCCACACCAAAAUCAUUCAAUUAACUAAAAUCCCAAACACAUCCUUCCAUUUAUUCCAAAUCCCCUACCCUUUCUUUAUGCUUAAGGGCCAAAUCCUUUGAAUUGAAAUGAUUUCAUUUUCAUUUACUUUAUAAUAAUCUCUGCAAAGUUUCAAUAUUUGCCACUAAGCAAUUUGGGCCCGUUGACUCUUUCUGCUUCUUAUUUUUCUCUCAGACCGUACAUAUAUAAAAACCAGCUGAAGCCCCCACCUUCCCAUCAUCUCUUCCUCUUAACUUUUCCAAACCUUUUGGUGAUCUUGGCUCAAUCUCAAAUUAGCAUUAAUGGCUCCACGUGGUCUUUUCUUGGCUUCAAUUCUUCUCUUUGCCUUCUUUGGAUCCUCUUAUGGGGUUAUUCACUUUUCUUCCCUGCAAAAAACUCUUCUGGUUACUGCUUCACCAUCUCCAGGACAAGUUCUUAAAGCUGGUGUCGAUAACAUCACCGUAACCUGGGGACUAAACCAGAGUCUUCCAGCUGGGACUGACUCAGCCUACAAGACGAUCAAGAUCAAGCUGUGUUACGCGCCCGUAAGCCAAAAGGAUCGCGCCUGGAGAAAAACCGAGGAUAACCUAUCCAAGGACAAGACUUGCCAAGUCAAGAUUGUUACUAAGCCUUACAGCUCUGCGAAUAAGAACAACUCUUUUACAUGGACAGUCGAGCGAGACGUACCCACUGCCACGUACUUCGUACGCGCCUAUGCUUUCAACGCUAAUGAACAAGAGGUGGCUUAUGGUCAGACCACUGACGUUCAUAAAACCACUAAUUUCUUUGACAUCCAAGCAAUCACCGGCCGCCACGCGUCCCUCGAUAUUGCCUCGGUUUGCUUUAGCGUCUUCUCUGUUGUGGCCUUGUUUGGAUUCUUCUAUAUCGAAAAGAGAAAGGCUAAGAAGACUGAAGGAAAAUGAAGAGCUGUUCCAUACCCACUUGAUAGAGUGUUUUAGGAUUUUCAUAUUUACUAACUUGUUUGCGGUAAAUGGUAAUGUGGGCUUUGUUUUUAUUGGUUAUGUUAAAAUUAGUAGUUCAAUAUGGAAGAAUAAAUCAAUAGGGAUGCUGAAAUUACAAUCUUCCUUCUUUGUCUUAAAGAAAGUGAAACAAAAAUUACUUUCACUUAUAUUGUAUAAAUGUUCAACAGCAAUGGUAUUUUUAUACUCAAAAUA
Molecule: messenger RNA, 1308 nt
Organism: Jatropha curcas
Lineage: Eukaryota; Viridiplantae; Streptophyta; Magnoliopsida; Malpighiales; Euphorbiaceae
Product: high-affinity nitrate transporter-like protein
Biological process (GO): response to nitrate; nitrate transmembrane transport
Cellular component (GO): plasma membrane
Molecular function (GO): nitrate transmembrane transporter activity
Source: RefSeq, a predicted model, not a curated record